Messenger RNA from Clarias gariepinus (North African catfish), 4995 nucleotides. It is a transcript of the gene casd1, whose product is annotated as CAS1 domain containing 1. The transcript has 18 exons. Gene Ontology annotation, cellular component: Golgi membrane. The record is from RefSeq and is a predicted model, not a curated record. Gene Ontology annotation, molecular function: N-acetylneuraminate 9-O-acetyltransferase activity. NCBI's taxonomy places the organism in Eukaryota, Metazoa, Chordata, Actinopteri, Siluriformes, Clariidae. The coding region runs from base 22 to 2406 and encodes 794 amino acids.
CGUUGUCAUGGAGGAGCAAAGAUGGCGAUACUGGCCUACAGCCUGGGCAAACGGGAAAUAAAUCAGUAUUUUAGCAUUAAGAAUGCUAAAUUGCUGUCUCUAUUUGCUGUCAUUAUCCUCACCGUGGUACACGCAGUCACUCGGUAUUAUGGAGGCCGGGACACGUGUGAGUGGCUCUUAUCUAGUGGACGGUUCCUAGGAGAUGAUGCAUGGCAGCCGUAUGGCUGCAUGAUGCACAAGUACAAAAGCAUUGAAGCAAAAGCUUGCCUCAGCAACAAGAGGAUAGCAUUUAUCGGGGAUUCUCGAGUUCGCCAGCUCUUCUAUUCCUUUGUCCAGAUUAUCAACUCUGAGAUAAGGGAAGAGGGGAUCAAGCAUGAAAACAUUCCCUUUACUGAAAGAGAAUUUUUCGUAAACGUGGACUUUUUAUGGCAUGCUGAAGUAAAUAAUUCCAUGAAAGAACAGUUGACAUCAUGGACAGAGAAGCCCACUUCCAAGCCAGAUGUCAUCAUUAUUGGUGCUGCAACUUGGUCCAUUAAACUGCACAGCGGCAGCAGCGAGUCACUUCUCCAGUACAAAGCAAACCUCACAUCUAUAGCAGCACCACUGGAAAAACUAACUGAGCACAGUGAAAUCUUUUGGAUUGUACAGGGUCCUGUCUAUGAAAAGGUUUUAAGCGAGAAUCGUAAGAUGAUCACCAAUGAGCAGAUUGACUUGUAUAAUGCAGCAGCACUCAGCACUCUGAACAGCAGCAAAAGGAAUGCCAAGGCUGGGGUGAAGUUCCUGCAGGCCUCAAGGCAAGCUGCUAUGGAGACCAUCACCCAGUCAGAAGAUGGCCUGCACCUUCCUGUGAGCGCAAGGAACGUGGGGGCCAUGGUUCUGAUGAACUCCAUAUGCAACAAGAUCCAGAAGCCUAUCGAUGGUUCAUGUUGUCAGAGUGUACCGCCAUUGAGUGUGCUACAGAAACUGACUGGUGGACUGUUCCUGUUAGCUGCUGUCUGCUUUUUUGUGUUGCAUGCACUCGGCUACACCGGGCACUGGAAGAGCAAGCCUGUGUCUGAUGUUGAGAGCGGAGAGGAAAGGAAACCUCCCACCCCUGCCGUUCCACUCAUCCUAAAGAACGUGUUGCAGUCCAUCUGCAAGAUGGGUCUCAUCAUGCUUUACUUCUACCUGUGUGACCGUGCAGACAUCUUCAUGAAGGAGCAGAAAUUCUACACACACUCCACCUUCUUUAUCCCUCUCAUCUAUAUAUUUAUGCUGGGGUUUUUCUACAAUGAAAACACUAAAGAGGCAAAACUAUUGAACAGAGAACAGACUGAUGAAUGGAAGGGCUGGAUGCAGCUAGUUAUACUUGUCUAUCAUAUAUCCGGAGCCAGUGCUUUCAUACCUGUGUACAUGCAUGUCCGUGUCUUGGUGGCAGCUUAUCUCUUCCAGACAGGAUAUGGCCACUUCUCCUUCUUCUGGCUGAAGGGUGACUUUGGACUCUACAGAGUGUGCCAGGUUCUCUUUAGACUCAAUUUUCUGGUGAUAGUGCUCUGCCUUGUGAUGGACAGAUCAUACCAGUUCUACUACUUUGUGCCUCUAGUUACCUUUUGGUUUGUGAUCAUCUAUUCCACAAUGGCCAUGUGGCCACAGGUUCUGCAGAUAAAAGCAAAUGGCAGCACUUUCUGGCAUCUGGUACUUUUACUGAAACUAUUGGGGUUACUUCUUUUUAUUUGCUUCUUUGCAUACUCACAGGGUUUCUUUGAGAGCAUUUUUUCUGUGUGGCCUGUUUCAAAGCUCUUUGAACUGCAAGGCAGUGUCCAUGAGUGGUGGUUCAGGUGGAAGCUAGAUAGAUUUGCUGUCAUCAAUGGCAUGGUGUUCGCCUUUAUUUACCUGGUAUUGCAGAAAUAUCAGGUUCUAUCAGAGGUGAAAGGCGAGCCACUGUUUUCCACCAAGAUCUCCAACUGCUUGCUCUUUGCAUCAGUGGUUUCCUUUAUAACAUAUUCCAUAUGGGCAAGUAACUGCAAAGACAAGACUAAAUGCAAUGAGAUGCAUCCCUACAUAUCAGUGGUGCAGAUUCUGGCAUUUGUUCUCAUCAGAAACAUUCCUGGUUACGCCCGUUCUUUGUACAGCUCUUUAUUUGCAUGGUUUGGAAAGAUCUCAUUAGAGCUUUUCAUCUGUCAGUACCAUAUCUGGCUGGCAGCUGACACCAAGGGCAUCCUGGUCCUUAUUCCUGGAAUCCCCUCCCUCAACAUUAUCAUCAGCACUUUUAUCUUUGUGUGCGUCGCUCACGAGAUCUCCCAGAUCACCAAUGACCUGGCCCAGGUGGCCAUUCCUAAAGACAAUGCCACUUUGCUCAAGAGACUGCUGUCGACUGGACUCUUCAUGGGGCUACUACUCAUGCUAUCUAACCGCGGCUGGGCCUAAAACAUCAAUUUUAGAAACAGACUCUUUGUUGACAAAGUACCAUCCAGAAUACCACCUGAGAAGCAUGUCUUGGAGCAAAACCAAUGGUGCAGUAAUUUAUGAAGAUAGUGAACACACAUUUUUACAAAAUGCAUGCAGUGCACUUCUGCAGUACUGUAUGUGUGCUCAUUAACUAACUUUUCAAAUAAGCCUAAAUCUCCUAAAACGCCAACUCCCGAGGCAAUGGGAACAACCUCCUUUCUGUCCAUGUUUUGUACAGUAUUUAAAUAUUUAAAUUAAGUUUACUUUGUACAGGAGUGUAUUUGUGUCGCCUUAACGUCCUGUUUGUCUGUCUGUCGUUUCUAGUUUCUUCUUGUUUUUAUGUCGAGCCCGUGUGGAUGAAAUAUGAAUGAGUUUUGAGUUUCGCACUUCAUGCAGUACACACAAGACUAUACGCCACCAACUUCGUCUGCCACCAGUCAGUUCAUUACUGUGUAAACAAGCCCUAUACUUAUUGAUUUUAUAUUUUUUAUUAAUGCCUUUAACAGAUUCAGUCCUCCUAAAUCUCAACCAGGGUAUCCAUGGGUCAUUACUACAGUACAUAUAACCAAAAACAUUCAUGAUUUUUUUUUAUGGAAAUGUUAGAGGCAUUUAACAUUGAGAAACAUUUCUUUAUAUUUGCAAAUUCCUUAAAUUAGCAAAUAUAGAAGCCACUAAUAAUCCAGUAACUAGCCACACCAUUCUUUAGUAAAAACAGAGAUGGAGUAAAAACUAAGAGUAGUACACAUUAUAUAGAUGACUAGUUUUGUUCUUUUAAAUGCUUUAUAUACUUCUACUUUUGUACAUCUGCUGUUAUUACUGAGGUAUGGUGUGGUCACUUCCUGGAUUCUUGGUGGAUUUUAUGUACUCAUAAACUGUAAAUAAAUAACUGACAGAUGAUCUAAAGUACACCCAUGUAAUAAUGUUUUCAGAAAUGUUGACCUUUCACAGGUAUCUCGCUUCUGUCUGGUAAUGUUCGUCCAUUUCUUUCUCUGCUCUUGCUACAGCGUCCCUCUGCACUAGUAAUACUAACAUUGAAAAUACACUGAUGCAUUCAAAGAGUUGUUUGAUAUUCAGCUUAUUUGAUAUUUACCUUUUAUGUAAAACGUAACAUUGUAAUAGGUGUUUAAAAAGCUAGGACAAAAUUCCCCAGAACCACAUAAUCCCACACAAAAAAAAUGUCUCAUAGUAGAAUCUUCUUAUACCAGUUGAACACACAUCUGAACACUUUUUAUCCGCAAAAGGGUCACUGUACAAACUACUAAAAGCCUGUUUACCCCAAGACUCUGUACCAAGAAUUUAACACUUGCUAUCAUCACAGUUUAAUACCCUGUUAUUUUUAUUACAAUUUUAACAUGUAAAAAUUAACCAGUUGGGUUGAAGUUGCUUUGUUGUUAUAAUUCUGUGAUUAAAAUAUUGAUGAUGAACCAAAAAAUAAUAAUAAUAGCAAAAUGUGAGCGAGUGAGAAAAUGCCACAAAUUGAAGGUGUAGGAGUAGGAAAAGGCUUUAAACAGUGCAGGAGCUCCAUUCAACCAAUCUAAGCUAAGCUUUAGUGAAGUUAUGGAUUUUUAUAAAAAACCUAUAGCUAAUCAUUUUGUGCUUUAUGUAUGGCUCUGCUUUCAAGCUUUUAAAUGUCAGUAUGUACAAAAGGCUAAACCUACGUUCCCCUGUGUUGAAUGUAAAUCUUUUCUCUUCUACUGUGCAUUGAUACUGUCUAGAGGUUGUUUUACCUUUUAAAGCUACUAACAAGGAGCUUAGAAAUACAGAGCUUUAAUCCUUUAACUGAACGUGGGACAUAAUUGGAGAAAAGUCAGAAAAAAAUAUAUAUCACCUGUACAUAUUUUCUUGUUUUUGACUAUGGCAGCUGGAAACGUGGGUAUAGGAUAUAAGUCUGCAUGCUAUUAAUGGUGAAAAGAAAGUUGAGAGUAGCUGUUUUAAAAAUCAGCUUACUGUAAAUGGUCAAAUCAUGAAUUAACUGAUCUACAUUUGCAUUUAUUUAUGCUGUUUGAAAAACUAUUUGGGUGGUCAGAAAUUAGUAAUUCCAGAACAAGGAAGUAUAAUGUCCUUAGCUGGGUACAGUUAAAUAGUUUUCACAUAUUGUGCCAAUACAAUCUUCAUCAUCCCUGUGUAACAGCCACUAGGUGGAUGCUAGCUACAAUUACAGAAAUUUGUACUUUUACUUUUGUACCAUAGUUUUGUUUCAUAGUGGUAAUAUUUUGCAGAUCUACAAAAUCUGCGUCUUUUUUUUUUAGCCUUUUCUUCCAUUAUAGGAAGACGAGUUAACAAUCAAAAAAGUAAAAGUAAUCAUUUUAUUUCCUGAAGUGGCGUUUAAGCCAAACCGCAGCUAUGAUCUAAUGGAUUCACUCCACCUUACAGCUAUUUAUCCAAUUGUAAAUGUAUGGAUUUUAUUUUGUAAAACUUUGUUCAAAUGAAUUGUAUUGUUACGUUGGACCGCUGUAAAAACAAGAUGCAUACCACGCUGAUGUAAAUAAUUUUUGGUCCAGAAAUGUGAAGGGAUGUAUUUUCUUUUAGAAAUGCUGUUGUUUAAUCAUUGUCAGUGAUAAAACACCU